This is a messenger RNA of Corticium candelabrum, 1282 nucleotides long. RefSeq lists its product as uncharacterized. The transcript is spliced from 4 exons. The record is from RefSeq and is a predicted model, not a curated record. Lineage: Eukaryota; Metazoa; Porifera; Homoscleromorpha; Homosclerophorida; Plakinidae. The coding region runs from base 1 to 1053 and encodes 350 amino acids.
AUGAGCGUGCGUCGGAUAAUUGUAAACCGUCGAGUCGACGAGUUUCGCGUCGUUGUGUGCAGUUGUCGUCUGACGUGUCGCUCGCGAGGGAGGGAGGAAGUCGCACCAAGUGUGAUCUCGUUUACAGGGUGGCAAGUCAUGGUGUCGAUGAGACGUCCCUUGGGAGUCACCUGCCUGCUGUUUGCAACACUUGUCGCGAAGUCGACAGCGAUUCGAGCGAAGCGAGGCGACGCCAUCGACUACAGCGACUAUGAUUAUUCCUACGGCGUGCAUCAUUGCUUGGCUGACGUCUACGUGAUGAAUCUCUAUCCGAGCCGCGAGCAUCGCGUGCGGGUGACGUUUUCUCGCUACAAUUUCACGGAUCUGGAAUACGAGCAGCACGCGAACGGCAAGUUCGACGUCGCUGUGUCCGACAUCGUCGAGGUGUCACUACUCUUGCAGAACGGAAGUGUGGUCGUUCCUCCUCUGAAGAGAGACAUGCAUUCAAACCACAACUUCAUGUUUCCUCAGCUUCCUGGUUGCAAGCUAAACAUUGCCGUCAUUGCAGACAUGGCGGCCAACGGUCAAUUUGAAUUUGCAUUCAACAUCUUUAAAGCCGACGAGGAGGAGGACACACUCGAAAUGACAAGAUUAAUUGUCUACAAUGGAUUGCUACGAUUCUCUGGUGCUCUGGACGUUCUUGUCAACAAGGGCAGUGACGUGUUUUUUAUUGGACAUAGGCUGUAUUUAGGCCUCCGUAUGUCGGGACUGAUUCCUGCAGGCUACUGGCUAUUGAAGGUUGUUCCUAGAAAUGCUGUGUUAAAUUACGAGGAUUUCAAGCGCGCCAACUCGCUAAUAAAUCCCAUCGAACUCAACCUCCAACCCAAUGCAUGUUACUACAUCGCAUUACAUGGAUAUUUCAACUCUGCUGGAGAGUACCCGGCUACACUGGCUGUUGUGCCUACAUCAGGACUAAACGCAACGCAACCCCAAAUCUCAUCUGGGGCAGUCUCAGUCAGUAUGUCGGCCGUAUGUAGUUUCGUCGUCUUGUUUCUGUUACUUGUUGUAUUAUAAGAGAGACAGUAUGGAGAGAGGUUUAAUAAGUAAAGCUGGUAGUUGUUAGAGCUUUAUUUUUUGCAUCUUGAGAGUAUGACAGGACAUGCUAUAUAAGAGUUAUACGGUUGUAAAUAUUGAUUUGAAACUCUGAUGUUUCAUUUUGUAAUAACAGACACUGCCAAUCUAUUGGCAGGACGACAUUCUAAUCGACUGCAGAAGAGAUACACCUUGUUGUGGAACAAUGGAA